Messenger RNA from Vicugna pacos (alpaca), 636 nucleotides. Lineage: Eukaryota; Metazoa; Chordata; Mammalia; Artiodactyla; Camelidae. The record is from RefSeq and is a predicted model, not a curated record.
CCCCGGCGGGCGGCGCGAUGGGCUGCGGGAACUCCACCGCCACCAGCGCUGGUGCGGGCCAAGGCCCUGCAGGAGCAGCUAAAGAUGUAACAGAAGAGUCGAUAACAGAAGACGACAAGAGGAGAAACUAUGGAGGGGUGUAUGUUGGUCUGCCGUCUGAAGCUGUCAAUAUGGUAUCCAAUCAAACAAAGACUGUACGAAAAAAUUAGAAGAAAAUAAUAUCUUGACUCAGUAAUCAAGAGCUUGCUCAUCAAGAUUUGGAUGGAAUUUUUGCUUCGCAGGAUGUUGUAGUGCACACAGACAUUCGGAAGGAAAGUGUAAACAGUCGCACCCCCCCCAAUUCUUAGUUUAUAGUUAAAACCGUGGGUAUAUAGUGAAUGUUGUGGUACUAGAAAAGAAUUGGUUAAACAGUACUCAUCUAUGGAACUUGCCGUGGUCCACCGGCUGAAGACGAGCUUACAGACGGUUACUGCCCAUCCGGCCACUGUGCUCCAGCUGCCUCCUCACCCUGGCCAUCCCCACAGCUCAUGAAGAUCAUGUCUUUUCACUGAUACUUUUUUGAUAGUUUUUAUAUAACAAAAUCCUUAAUCUAUUUAUAACUUAAAAGAAUAAGGCACUAUAAACAAAUUACUCAAA